Vespa crabro (European hornet) is the source of this 1788-nucleotide messenger RNA. RefSeq lists its product as uncharacterized. NCBI's taxonomy places the organism in Eukaryota, Metazoa, Arthropoda, Insecta, Hymenoptera, Vespidae. Bases 380 to 694 code for a protein of 104 amino acids. The transcript is spliced from 2 exons. The record is from RefSeq and is a predicted model, not a curated record.
CGUAGGAGCGGCAUUUCGUCUCGCGACGGCGUACAGUUCGCAUCGAUCGUAGCUUUCGUUGAGAAUAUCAGAGAUUCGUGACAGAUUCGAAUUGCGCAUUCUCAUUCUAUCUUGUCUCUUAAGAGAACAGGAUAUAAAAGAAGAAUAAGAAGAAGUUAAAGAAGAAGAAGAAGAAGAAGAAGAAAACCAAGAAGAAAAAGUGGAUGAAAAAAGAUCAUAAUAUUCGAUAAUUGACUAAUACUAUUUUGGUGACGUCAAAGAAUAUUCUCAUUAAAAAGACAUCAUUCAGAUAAAGAAAUAUCCUAUAAUAGAAGAAUAAAUAAAAGAAGAAAGAGAAAAAGGGUUAGAAGGAGAAGAAGAAAGGAAAAUAUUAGUGAUCAUGUUGAAGAAAUUAUUGAGCAAAUCCGGACGUAGGAUUUUACGGGCGAUCAAGAAGCUGUCAACGAGGAGUCGGAAGUUGAAAAGGUCGCAGCAGUCCAAUUGUGAUGGUGGUUGGCAAACGACCCUCGGACCGGAUCUAGAUGCCGUGUCCCUUUCGUUGUCCCUACCGUCCCUGGACGCGAAAAGUAUCGACACCUACAUGACCUACGUCAUUGAGAACAUCGAUGAUUGUGAUUCUAGAUGUUGUCACUGUUGUGACGAAUACGAAGAGAAUCAAAGGAAUGAGAACAUUGAAAAUGAAAUGACGAUCUAACGUUUACUUCGAUAGAUCAUUUUUUUGUAAUAUUUAUUUCUCUCUCUCUCUCUCUCUCUUUCUCUCUCACUCUUUCUCUCUUUUUGUCUCUCUUUCUCUAUCACAAUCUCUAUCUCUUAUAUUUAUUAUUUAUUCCACGUUCCUAAUAAACUAGCAAUAAAGAGAUUAUCGGGAUUAGAGAGGGACAGAGAGAGAGAGAGAGAGGGGGGGGGAGGGAGAUAGAGAGAAAGAGAGAGACAGAAAUAGGAAGAAAAAGAGAAGAAAGUUUAAAAGAUAAAUAAUGAAUGAAAGACCAAAGAAAUAGAUUUUAUUUAUAAUCGAGGAUUACUGCUCGGUCUUCCGAAAGAAUAUUUAUGAAAGAAAUCUCAGUAAAUUCAUCGGAUUUAUUAUUUUGAUCUCGUUUAGCCUAAUUCCAUAUCUCGUAUGUAUAUGUAUAUUCAUUGAAAUUUCUUUAAAUAGUGUGUAUAUAUAUAUAUAUAUAUAUAUAUGUGUAUGUAUAUACGUACGUAUGCAAUUCCUAGCACGAACUGUUAGAAUAGCUUUGUAUCAAUUUUUGUUUUUUUCUUUUCACCGCCUCCGCUCCUCCCCUUCCCCCUAUCACGCUCCUUUUUUCGUUUUAUUUCGUUUCAUCCGUUUUUUUUCUUUUUUUUUUUUUCCUCGCAACGAAAGAAAGACGAUUUCUAUCGCGUUGCUAUUAUUUAAAGGUAUUCAUAUCGUGCAGCAAUACCUAAUAUAGUACAAACGCAUAUCGGAUAUGCCUAUGUGCAAGAAACUAGAAUAGAAUGGAAUAGAAUAGAAUAGUAAUGUAGUAAUGUAGUUUAUAAGUUGGCCGAUUCGAUUCACAUCCAAGGUAAUUUCACAUAGAAUUUCUUAUUGCGAUAAAUAUGUUCGUCGAUAAAUAUUGAUACGAUCGAUGGAUUAGGACGAGUUGAUUGUAAUUUAAGAAAAAAAAAGAGAAAAAAAAAGAGAAGAUAUUAUAAAAUUUGUGUUAAAAAGGUUUCUCUAAAACUUAAGAAACGUGUCUCUUGUUGUCCAUCCAAAAUUCACAAGAAAAGAAUAUAUAUAUAUAUAUAUAUAUAUAUUCUUCCUACAAU